CAAAACAAACAAACCAACUUAAACCGUGUUCUUCAAUACUCCAUUCACUCUUUCAACUAUUCUUCUCCGCUUUCUUUAUAAUCCUCCUUUUCAUUAUCCCAUCUCUCCCCACUUCUCGCCCACACCUCACUAACACACCCUUUUUCUCUUCAUUUCCCGCCCAAAAUGCUCUGUUUUCACACCCCAAAUCACUCCCCCUUUCUGUUUUCCUCCAAAAUCCUAAGUUUACUCUUCUGGGUCUUCUCUAUUUCCCCUCUUUUCCCCUCCAAUUCAAACCUCUAAUUCGAAUCUUUGUUGAACAGAAAUUUGAGAUGGCGGGUAAGGCGGCGCCGGCGAGGAAUGUUCUGUUUGGAAAAUACGAAAUGGGUCGGCUAUUGGGGAAAGGAACCUUUGCGAAGGUCUAUCAUGGAACAAACUUGAUGACCCACGACAGUGUCGCCAUUAAAGUGAUCCUCAAGGACAGGGUAAAGAAAGAGGGACUUCUUGAGCAAGUCCGGCGAGAAAUUUCUGUCAUGGGGUUGGUUCGUCAUCCCCAUAUAGUGGAAUUGAAAGAAGUAAUGGCCACGAAAUCCAAGGUGUAUUUUGUGAUGGAAUACGUUAAUGGAGGCGAACUGUUUGUUAAAUUGUCUCAACAAGGAAAAUUGACAGAAGAUGGAGGAAGAAAGUACUUUCAACAGCUUCUCUCCGCCGUGGACUUUUGCCACAGCCGUGGUGUCUCUCACCGUGAUUUGAAGCCUGAAAAUCUCCUUCUCGACGUGAAUGGGAAUUUGAAGGUAUCUGAUUUUGGCCUCUCCGCCCUGCCGGAGCAGCUCCGGAUCGACGGAUUGCUUCACACACGGUGUGGAACACCGGCGUAUGUAGCGCCUGAGGUGCUCAGAAAGAGGGGAUACGAGGGCGCUAAGUCGGAUCUUUGGUCUUGUGGAGUGAUUUUGUUUGUGUUGCUUGCUGGGUCUCUGCCAUUUAAAGCUGAUAAUGUGAUGAAGUUGUAUAGGAAGAUUUUCAAGGCGGAGUUUGAGUUUCCUCCUUGGUUUUCUUCAGAAGCUAAGGAAAUGGUGUCAAAGCUUCUGGUUGUUGAUCCUGAGAAGAGAGCUUCAAUGGAUGAGAUAAUGCAGAGUUGUUGGUUUCAAAAGGGCUUCACAAAGCCACUUUCAUUCAAUGACAAAGACGAACUCAACAGUGAAAUCUCUGACUUGACAAAUCCCAAGUUGUUGUCAUCUUCUCCUCCUUUCUACAACGCCUUCGAGUUCAUUUCCUCAAUGUCCUCUGGUUUUGACUUGACUAGUUUGUUUGAAAGCAAGAAGAAACAAGCCUCAAUUUUCACUUCAAAAUGCUCUGCUUCAGCCAUUAUAGCCAAGCUUCAGUCUCUAGCGCAGAAGCUGAACUUCAAGGCUACUAAUCAGAGGGAGUUCAAGGUGAGACUGCAGGCCAAGGAGGAGGGGAGGAAAGGGAAGCUGGCGGUGACGGUGGAGGUUUACGAGGUAGCGCCGGAGCUGGCGGUGGUCGAGUUCUCGAAGUCGGCAGGGGACACAUUGGAGUACAAUAAGUUUUGUGAGAAGGAUGUGAGGCCUGCAUUGAAGGACAUCGUUUGGAGCUGGCAAGGAGAGAAUGAGUGCCUAUAAUGGUGGAUUGUGAUGAUUGAAGAAGAAAAAGAAGGCAUUUUUGUGGAUGAUGUACAGAACUCUGUCUUUUUUAUGUGUUUGGGAGGAGGAAAUAAUGUAUGGUUUUGGUUUAGAUUAGAAGACAGUGGGAGGUGAUAGCCAUAUGGGUUGGAAUUGGUCAACUUUGUAAAUACUUUUAUAGGAUUUGCUACUAAACUACUUACCACUUGGAGUUUGUCUUU
Cucurbita moschata (crookneck pumpkin) is the source of this 1840-nucleotide messenger RNA. Its product is annotated as CBL-interacting serine/threonine-protein kinase 25-like. Gene Ontology annotation, biological process: protein phosphorylation; signal transduction. NCBI's taxonomy places the organism in Eukaryota, Viridiplantae, Streptophyta, Magnoliopsida, Cucurbitales, Cucurbitaceae. Gene Ontology annotation, molecular function: protein kinase activity; ATP binding. The transcript has a single exon. The coding region runs from base 312 to 1619 and encodes 435 amino acids. The record is from RefSeq and is a predicted model, not a curated record.